Molecule: messenger RNA, 5003 nt
Organism: Mastomys coucha (southern multimammate mouse)
Lineage: Eukaryota; Metazoa; Chordata; Mammalia; Rodentia; Muridae
Gene: Pdlim5
Product: PDZ and LIM domain 5
Exons: 13
Coding region: 178-1965 (595 amino acids)
Biological process (GO): muscle structure development; heart development; actin cytoskeleton organization
Cellular component (GO): adherens junction; stress fiber; filamentous actin
Molecular function (GO): muscle alpha-actinin binding; actin binding
Source: RefSeq, a predicted model, not a curated record
CGUGGCCAUCCUUGGGGCGAGGCGGGGCGAGCGAGGAGGCGGAAGUUCCCCACCGGCUGGCGAGGGACGGCGCAGGCACCGCGAGCCACUUGUCAGCGCUGGUCCCAGGCGGAGGUUGCGCCGCGCCGGUCCGGAGUUUUUCCAUUUUCUAGAACUGCACACUGAACCCUUGGAACCAUGAGCAACUACAAUGUGUCAUUGGUCGGCCCAGCUCCUUGGGGUUUCCGGCUCCAAGGUGGCAAGGAUUUCAACAUGCCUCUGACAAUCUCCAGUCUGAAGGAUGGUGGCAAGGCAUCACAGGCGCACGUCAGAAUAGGCGAUGUGGUUCUGAGCAUCGAUGGAAUCAGUGCCCAGGGAAUGACUCAUCUCGAAGCCCAGAACAAGAUUAAGGCGUGUACAGGCGCCUUGAACAUGACUCUCCAAAGAGCUUCUGCUGCAGCCAAGACUGAGCCGGUGGCUGUCCAGAAGGGUGAACCUAAGGAAGUAGUUAAGCCUGUGCCCAUUACAUCACCUGCUGUAUCCAAAGUCACUUCCACAACCAACAUGGCCUACAAUAAAGCACCACGGCCCUUUGGUUCCGUGUCUUCACCAAAAGUCACAUCCAUCCCAUCACCAUCGUCUGCGUUCACCCCAGCCCAUGCCGCCACUUCAUCACACGCUUCCCCUCCACCUGUGGCCGCUGUCACUCCCCCCACACUCUCUGCAUCUGGACUGCAUGUUAGUGCCAAUCUUAGUGCUGACCAGUGUUCAUCCCCAGCGAACACUGGUAAACCUGCAGUUAAUGUCCCACGGCAGCCCACAGUCACCAGCGUGUGUUCCGAGCCUGCUCAGGAGCUAGCAGAGGGACAGAGAAGAGGAUCCCAGGGUGACGUUAAGCAGCAAAAUGGCCCACCAAGAAAACACAUUGUAGAACGGAACACGGAGUUUUAUCACAUACCCACUCACAGUGAUGCCAGCAAGAAAAGACUGAUUGAGGACACUGAGGAUUGGCGCCCCCGGACUGGAACGACUCAGUCUCGUUCCUUCCGGAUCCUUGCCCAGAUCACCGGAACUGAGCAUCUGAAAGAAGCAGAAAAUGACAAUGCGAAGAAGGCAAAUAGCACCGAGGAGCCUUCUCAGCAGUCCGCAUCAGCCGGAGCCUCACCUCGGAGCGCACCUGAGGGCCCGGAGAGCCCAGCUUCAAGCAGGCCAGCGGUGGCUGGCCUCAGGUCCGCUGCUGCUUUCAAGCCUGUAGGACCCACCAGUGUCAAGUCACCAAGCUGGCAGCGUCCAAACCAAGCAGCACCUUCUACUGGGAAAAUUUCAAACAAUGCAAGUUCUUCAGGUACACGGGCACCUGUGAAUCCAGCUGUGGUGCCGCCCCAGCCAAGUGACCAAGACACACUUGUCCAAAGAGCUGAACACAUUCCAGCAGGCAAGCGGACUCCCAUGUGUGCCCACUGCAACCAAGUCAUCAGGGGACCUUUUCUUGUGGCUCUGGGGAAGUCCUGGCAUCCAGAAGAAUUUAACUGUGCUCACUGCAAAAACACAAUGGCCUACAUAGGCUUUGUAGAGGAGAAGGGAGCACUGUAUUGUGAGCUAUGUUAUGAGAAGUUCUUUGCUCCUGAAUGUGGCCGGUGCCAGAGGAAGAUCCUUGGAGAAGUCAUCAAUGCUUUGAAGCAGACCUGGCAUGUGUCCUGUUUUGUGUGUGUGGCCUGUGGAAAACCCAUUCGUAAUAAUGUUUUCCACUUGGAAGAUGGCGAGCCCUACUGUGAGACAGACUACUAUGCCCUCUUUGGAACAAUAUGCCGUGGAUGCGAAUUCCCCAUAGAGGCUGGUGACAUGUUCCUGGAAGCCCUGGGUUCCACCUGGCAUGACACUUGCUUUGUGUGCUCUGUGUGUUGUGAAAGUUUGGAAGGGCAGACAUUUUUCUCCAAGAAGGACAAGCCGCUUUGCAAAAAACAUGCUCAUUCUGUGAAUUUUUGAAAAUCAGCAGUUUCAGGAAAGAGAAGAAAUUUGAAGAAAAAGGAGGAAAAUUAAAAUUGCCAUUUAAUUUCUAGUUUUAAUAUUUAUAUGGAGUUCUCAAGUAAUAAUAGCCCUGAAGGGAUAGACUCCAACAUUAAAAAUCAAAUCUGAGAAAACGUUUGGCUUUAGAAAGUAACAGACAGUUCAGCAUUUAUUAUGAAUUGCCAGUAUUUCUGUCCAUGAAAUAGCCUUUAUAAAAAUCAAUUUCCUGGCUAUUAACUUCAUCUUAGAAUAAAUUAGCAAAGGAUUACAUUUUAGAAUUAAAAGUUUCUAGCCUUUAUGCUGAAAUGAUACUUUUGGGGGAAUAGUAGCUAUGAGAAUCCACAGAAGGCAAUAAAAGUGCCUUAAACCUUAUUAAUAAGAAUAAUUGUUUAAUAAACCCAUUUUAUCUCUAAAAUAGUAAGUAGAAGUUUAAAUAAAAUUUACGAGUAGGUGGUAUCUUUUCCUGUUUAGUGAGUGUACUUGCUUUGGUCUUACCUUUCAGUGAGAGGGGCCAUAGAAAUUCUUGAUCAAAGUGUGUUGUGCCAGUAAGGGAUCGUGUGAUCUCUUAUGUUCUCCCAGGUGCUGGCCGCUCUUCACAGGGAGCAGUUUGUUUGCAUUGUAUAUGGCUCUGGUCUAGACUGCCAUGCUCUUCGUCCCUUAUGCUGAGAUGAAGAUACUUCAGUAGUGUUAGACUCUAAUAGUUUUAUCUCCUUUUUAGAAAAGAGUAGGUAGAAGAUAAAGGAAUUACGGAAGUAAAGCAAGUGCAAGUAGAAAGUUAAAAGAACCACUUCCCACCUUCUGAUAACGAGCUGACUCGUUUUUACAUCUAUGUCUCUUAACUGACGGUUCAAAAACUCCUUUUGAACUCCUUUUUUUUUUUUUUUUGGAUUGAGGAAUAUGAUAAGAUCCAACUGUAUAUUGUUACUGUGUUUUUUACUUUUUUGGAGUUGUUUUGGGAUUUUGUUUCUUGUUUUUUUGUUUGGGAUUCUUUUCUAUCAGUAAGUAAAUCUCCUCUAGCUGUGUGAUCGCUGAGUUAGACAACUUUUGGUUUCUGGCAUUUGGUAGAAAGGGUGAGCCAUGAUGCAGUUCUCACAUGGUCCUGUCAUCUGUUCCUCAUGUGAGUAGAGCCUCGUGCAGGCACCGCCUGUAGUGAGAAAAGUGACUGGGAGACAGCUGUGCAGGGUGGCUCACUACCUAAGAAGAAAACAAAUGAUGGCAUUCCAUACUUUCUUUGUCUCUACAAUGAAUAAAAGCGCGUGAUCCUGCUGAGUUAUAGCUUAAAUCUGUGGGGAUAAGGUGCUUUCAAAAUCCAGAUAAGAGUUCCCAGGUUCCUGCUGCCCCAUCACUGAAGUGCACUUGUGCAUUGUGUGUGUGGGUGUGUGGGUGUGUGUGGGUAGUAGAGAGGAUAUCUUUAGACUACAGUAUUUGUUUAACCUCCCUAAGAACUUUCAAGGAUCUGUCGUGAAAGCUGCUAAUCUAUGGUCUAGUGAAUUUAUAUUAUAUGCAGAUAGUAAUGAACUGGGGGAUAAAUGAACAGUGAGGGUGAUACCACAUUGCAAACCAGAAGCUUCUCCAGUAGUAGCCCAGGUUACCUCCUCACCUGUGCUUGUAGGGAGGCAGGAAAUGUCUUCAGAAGUCAGUGCUGGAGCUUUGUACAUUAGGCCUGUGUGCUGCUGCAGUGAUCAGUGUCAGACUUGAUGACUCCUAUGCGUACUUCAGACCUCAAUCUUGGACUUUGGCUUUAUAUGACAAAAUAACUUGGUGAUUUUGUUUUGAUAUGGUAGUUUUGUUUUGUCUUUUAGAUGAUGUGCGAAGAUAAUAUUUGAAAACUCAUUGGCAUUUGCAUAUUCAAAGACUUUUCUUCGACUUUGAUUUCCUAUAACAUUUUCUUUCUUUAAGGAUAUCACAUUUUUUAUUAAGCCUUUACGUGUAUGUGUUACUUGUAGAGCAUAAUGCUGCAUUUUAUAAUGCUGUAUUUCUCUGAAUUUAAUCUGUAAAAGGCUAGUAUGGCUUGGUAAUUUGGCAUUGUGUCUAUAUUCUUUGCCUGUUUUAUGGCACGUUUUAUAUCCAUUCCUAAAACAGUGACCUCUGGGAGAUGAGCUCUAACCAGAGCCAGAAGCGGCCUGUGGUGGGCAUUGCUGUGUUUUGUUUACCAGCAUGGAUCUUUAGAUGUGUGGCCCAGCACUUUACCCUUCUGUCAAGCUCCCUGGGUGUUUAUCAGAAGUCAUCUGUGUCAGUAGCAUUUAUUUCACUACUAAGUUUUCUCCGAGCUUUGCUCCUGUGAGAUGGCUAUUUUGAAGGCUGUACUCGAUAAAGCCCAGAUGCAAACCAUCGUGCAUGACUUUACAUCUCUCAUUCAUCUUCUCAUUGUUCAGACUUUGAUGGGCCCACGUUGAUACUGUUUCUCUACUUGUUUGGACUGCCUGCUGCCUGCUACAGUACUAAUCUGCUUCUGUUCCUUGUUUCUCCAUGUUUUCCAUGGAAAAGGUUACCAUCCCCAGGUAAAACUGAAGCCAUGGUAUUAAAAUAAAAGGAACCAUUUUUGUUUAACAAAAGAUUUGUAAACAAAAACCUUUGAAUAUUGACAUAAAACUGUUUAAAAUUACCUGCAACAGAAUGUACUCUUUCUAAGAAACUCGAGGUUAGAAGCACUCCCAUAGAAAAGUAAUUACUGCAGUGUGAGUUCAGUGUAACAUUACUACUCUCUGGCAUUUGCAGUUUAGUCAUCUCCAUUGGAGCAAAGGAAAACACACGAGAUAGCCUCUCACAAAUGUACCCUUAUUUCAGUCUGUCCCUCGCCUCCAGUGUCUGAGGUGCUGGACUUAGAUACUUAUGUGUAAAAUGCUGAACCUGUCAAUUGCUGUCUUUUCUUUCUUCACAUUUUAAAGUUUGUGUAUAGCUGCUCUUUUGCUUUUGGAUAUAUUUUUAAUUAAAAAAAUCACAUGAGAAAUGUAAUCUGUAUAGUUAUACUUUAAUGAGCACAUACUCAAUAAACAACUGCCGUGAUGUCAACAGCA